GUAUUAAAUGCGCUGUUGGAAGAUAAACCAACUGUGGAGCCAGGUUUCUGGAAGAAAUUCGCAGAAAAUGUAUCUAACAGUCUUCGUCCUCCUGACAUUAGUGCUUAUAAUGACCCACCAUUAGCUCAAGGAUUACUUAACAAGGUCGAGUUCAAAAAUGGCAUUGAUAGAAAGAAUCUGUUUAAAGAUAAAAUAUUUUUAUUUACGUUAGAACAGGAAAAAAAGCAAGUAGAAGAGUUAAUAUCAAAAGCAGGAGGAUCUUGUGUGACAUGGGAGAAUGAGUGCGAAGCGUUCAAGAGAAUAGCAGCCUCAUCAAAAGAAUUUCUCGUUAUGCAGAGUCGUAAAGACGUUGAUGACAAGGCAUAUAAAGACAUUAUUAAACUUUUGUCGAAACAAAAUAGACGUACCAUUCCUAUUCAAGAAAUCGCCAUGGCUAUUAUCCAUGGAUCGUGCGAAAAGGAUUGCAAUGCAGAAUUUAAUAGAGUCCAACAGGUGUUCGCUAGGACUACCAACAAGGAACCCACUCAGCAUGUACUACUAGCUAAAAAUACCCAAACACAAGAUUCUACCGCUGAACCGACUUCAUCUAAGGUUAUUGAUGAGACUCUGGAUCCAGAUCAGCCGAAUGUACCGCCAAUUCAAAAGAGAGUUGUUUCAGUUCAAGAAAAAGAUGUAGAGACUGAAAAACGAGAGAUUCGUCCAGAAAAAGAUCAUGAUACUGGGAAGAGACUUGCUGCAGACCCAGAUGAGAAUAAUCCAUUUAAGAAAAUAAAGUUGGAUAAUAGGGACAACACUAAAAGGUCAGAUGGUAAAGGUGAUGCCGAAUUUGCUAAAGGCAAAACCAGCAGAUUUUUGUCCAAGAAACCAAUAACAGAAAAAAGAAAAAUAAUAGAAGACAGUGAUUCUGACGACUCACAGCCAGCAAAAGUCACAAAAAAGAAUCCGUUUAGUAGCAUCACAUUAACAAAAAAAAGCAACAUCGAAAAUAACCCAUUUGCAUCUUCGAGACAGCUAACAGGGAUGUCCAAACUGUCGUCCGAUAAUCCGUUGCUUAGGGUAACGAAAAAAAGUAACAUUGAAGAUAACUCACUUCCAUCUUCGACGCAGCUAACAGGGAUGUCCAAACUAUCGUCCGAUAAUCCGUUGCUAAGUGCAACCAAACCCAUCGAUAACACACCUAUGUUAUCAUGCACCAAAAAGGAACCUCAAGAACCAGAAUAUUAUCCUCAUAUAACUAAAGUAUCCGAUGACGGUUCCGGAUGGUACUCAAAGAACAAUUCGGUUCAUGUAAAGAAAGAAAAAGAAAAUGAAUACGAUACAGAACUACAAGACUUCGUUAAUUUAUUUAAGAAUAAGAUAGUUGUAGGUGUUUUGUCUGGCCGUUCGAUGAGACAGCCUAGUUCGAGUGAUGAAGUCGAUUGUAGGGCCCAAACCAAUGGUAAAAACUUUAAAAAGUUUAAAAAGAUAAAGCCUUUACAUCCUCAAAUUACCGUCAUAGGUAAUGACUUCUUCAACAAUUCACAAUUUGGCAAUACAACAGGAAUACACGAUUCCCGGAGACGCAUACUUUACGACUCAGACGACGAACAACCUUCAAGAAAACAGAGAAAAACAUUAAAAUCUUUUUUGAUAUAAGUCAAAAUUAUUGUUGUAUUUGAUAUUAUUGAUAAAUGUUAUUGUUUUUGUAAUAAACUUUUUUAGACAUAAAUAUAUCGUAGGAGCCAUCA
This is a messenger RNA of Diabrotica virgifera virgifera (western corn rootworm), 1727 nucleotides long. RefSeq names its product nibrin. Gene Ontology annotation, biological process: double-strand break repair via homologous recombination; mitotic G2 DNA damage checkpoint signaling. Lineage: Eukaryota; Metazoa; Arthropoda; Insecta; Coleoptera; Chrysomelidae. The record is from RefSeq and is a predicted model, not a curated record. Gene Ontology annotation, cellular component: Mre11 complex. Gene Ontology annotation, molecular function: protein binding; damaged DNA binding.